Messenger RNA from Pongo pygmaeus (Bornean orangutan), 2144 nucleotides. RefSeq names its product tetratricopeptide repeat domain 4 (gene TTC4). Gene Ontology annotation, molecular function: Hsp70 protein binding; Hsp90 protein binding. The transcript is spliced from 10 exons. Gene Ontology annotation, cellular component: cytosol; nucleus. Lineage: Eukaryota; Metazoa; Chordata; Mammalia; Primates; Hominidae. Gene Ontology annotation, biological process: protein folding. The record is from RefSeq and is a predicted model, not a curated record. The coding region runs from base 156 to 1352 and encodes 398 amino acids.
GCCGCCGGAAGCAGCCGCUCGCUUCACGGCGCCGGGACCCGGGCUGGAAGGCAGGGCAUCAGCUAUGGAACAACCUGGGCAGGAUCCCACCUCAGACGACGUCAUGGACUCGUUCCUGGAAAAGUUCCAGAGCCAGCCUUACCGUGGCGGCUUUCAUGAGGACCAGUGGGAGGAGGUGGGCGGUCCUGGGGUCUCCCCACGUGUGUAGGGGCGUCGUCCGGACUCGUGAGGCACCCGGGCUCUGGGGCGCCUCCCUCAAUCCCAGAUCCCUGGCGCUGCCAGCUAAUAGCUGGUUUCUAGAAUUUGAAAAGGUCCCCCUAUUUAUGACGAGAGCGCCAUCAGAAAUUGAUCCCAGGGAGAAUCCUGACUUGGCUUGUCUCCAGUCAAUUAUUUUUGAUGAGGAGCGUUCUCCAGAAGAACAGGCCAAGACCUAUAAAGAUGAGGGCAAUGAUUACUUUAAAGAAAAAGACUACAAGAAAGCUGUAAUUUCAUACACUGAAGGCUUAAAGAAGAAAUGUGCAGAUCCUGAUUUGAAUGCUGUCCUUUAUACCAACCGGGCAGCAGCACAGUACUAUCUGGGCAAUUUUCGUUCUGCUCUCAAUGAUGUGACAGCUGCCAGAAAGCUAAAACCCUUCCACCUCAAAGCAAUAAUAAGAGGUGCCUUAUGCCAUCUGGAACUGAAACACUUUGCCGAGGCCGUGAACUGGUGUGAUGAGGGACUGCAAAUAGAUGCCAAAGAGAAGAAGCUUCUGGAAAUGAGGGCUAAAGCAGACAAGCUGAAGCGAAUUGAACAGAGGGAUGUGAGGAAAGCCAACCUGAAAGAAAAGAAGGAGAGGAAUCAGAAUGAGGCUUUACUCCAGGCCAUCAAGGCUAGGAAUAUCAGGCUCUCAGAAGCUGCCUGUGAGGAUGAAGAUUCAGCCUCAGAAGGUCUAGGUGAGCUUUUCCUGGAUGGACUCAGCACUGAGAACCCCCAUGGAGCCAGGCUGAGUCUAGAUGACCAGGGCAGGCUGAGCUGGCCUGUGCUCUUUCUGUACCCAGAGUAUGCCCAGUCGGACUUCAUCUCUGCUUUUCAUGAGGACUCCAGGUUUAUUGAUCAUCUAAUGGUGAUGUUUGGUGAAACACCCUCUUGGGACCUAGAGCAAAAAUAUUGCCCUGAUAAUUUGGAGGUCUACUUUGAGGAUGAGGACAGGGCAGAACUAUACCGGGUGCCUGCCAAGAGCACCUUGCUGCAGGUUCUACAGCACCAGAGGUACUUUGUAAAAGCCCUGACACCAGCAUUUUUGGUCUGUGUAGGAUCCUCUCCUUUUUGCAAGAAUUAUCUCCGGGGGAGAAAGGUGUACCAGAUACGAUGACUAAGCCAGGGCCCCUGGAUCUCCUCCCUCACCUUCCUCUGCUGGGAACCUAGCACACCUGAAUCAGCUGGACAUACUGCUGGAGUCCAGUGCUUUCUUUCCGUCACCCUGGGGAUAGUCCUUCCUAGCAUCGUGGUGGGGGAGGAGCCUCUGGCUUCCCUAAACGGCAGCCUCUCUGGCUGGUCUUCACUUUCCUCAGUUGAUAUAAAACUCUGGGCCUUGGCCAUGAUGUCCUUGGACUCCAUCGCUAAAGGGAACAUCUGCUGCAGUUACCACAGCAACUGACCUGAGUGGCACCCUGGUCUGUGGAGAUGGACUCAGGAUCCAGUGACAGGAUUCUGAACUUUUGUGGCGUUUGACACCUUAGAGAAGCUACCCCUCAAACUGCCCAUCUACACACAAACAAACAAUGCAUAGGAUUCCAAGGCUUUAAAGCUGAGAGACCCUGGCCUCAAGUUAUUUCAUGUGCACAGAAGGAAGCCAUGUGGGGUUGCUGCAGAUGCCUUGAGGUGAAAUGGGGGCAGGAAAGCCACAUCUUGCUCUGCAUUUAUAAAGACCGUACAAACUGAGAUCCUUGGUAUCCCUAAAAAGAUUGCCAAUUUUCUUCAUCUUUGCCAUAUGGAGGACUGUGACAGACUUGGACAGUGGCCUCUGAGUUCCUCUGCAGUUUGACAUUUAGGAUUUUGUGUCUUUUAAACUGGAAAAUCUUCUAGCAUGUUGGGUUGUUAUAGAGUAUAUUUUUGUCUGCAGCUGUUUGUUGCCCCAUUCCUAAGAGGAGUUUAUCCAUCCUGA